Linepithema humile (Argentine ant) is the source of this 1468-nucleotide messenger RNA. The record is from RefSeq and is a predicted model, not a curated record. Lineage: Eukaryota; Metazoa; Arthropoda; Insecta; Hymenoptera; Formicidae.
UGGCGACACGUUGACUGCUUUUAUGCAAAUGUAGAUAGCAUAGUUUUGAUACAAUGAAUAAAUAUUGACGUGCAACUCGCUGACGUAUGUGUGUCACUGAGCCGGCUUUGCGUUAUUCCAGUUUAUUUCUUUCAACGCAAGUUUUAUAACCUGCAAAAGAUGAGGAUUGUACAGUUUCGAAGAAAUCGCUUGUUCUACAUAUUGGUCGGUAGUACAUUUUUUCUGCUAGUUUUAUACAUUCUGCUUAGUUUCUCCUCAGACAAUCAUAUGAACAAUAUAAAAGAAUACUGGGUGCAAGGUCUUGGAAAGAAACAGGUACCAGUGCUUAUAGAAGGUUUAGGAAAUUUUGAGCCACGUGAUUUAUCGGUUAAAACUGGUCCUGGAGAAGGUGGUAAAGCACAUAUUUUAAGGGAUGAUCAGCAGAAUGAUGUCCAGCAAUCAGAAUCAGAUUAUGGUAUGAACAUGGUAUGUUCUGAUGAGAUCUCGUUGUCAAGAUCAAUACCAGAUAGUAGGCCAGAAGAAUGUCGGCAUUGGAAUUAUCCAGAGGAGUUACCACGCACGAGUGUCAUUAUAGUUUUCCACAAUGAGGGUUGGUCUGUUUUACUGCGAACUGUCCAUAGUGUCAUAGAUCGCACUCCAUCAAAAUUCUUAGAAGAGAUUCUUCUUGUUGAUGAUUUUUCUGAUAAAGACAAUUUGAAGGGUGAUUUAGAUUCUUACAUUGAGCAAUGGGGAGGAAAAGUCAAAUUAAUUAGGAACUAUGAAAGGCAGGGCUUAAUACGAACGCGAUCUCGAGGAGCGCGUGAAGCCAAGGGUGAAGUUAUAGUAUUUUUAGAUGCACAUUGUGAAGUCAAUGUGAAUUGGUUGCCUCCGCUUUUAGCACCAAUUGCUGAAAAUAGAAAUGUAAUGACAGUUCCUGUGAUAGAUGGCGUUGAUCAUAAGACUUUUGAAUAUCGUCCUGUGUAUCAAGAAGGACACUUGUAUAGAGGAAUUUUUGAAUGGGGCAUGCUGUACAAAGAAAAUGAAUUGCCCAGACGCGAGGCCAAAACGCGUGCGCAUGACAGUAUGCCAUACAAAUCACCUACACACGCUGGUGGUUUAUUCGCGAUAAACCGACAAUACUUUUUAUCACUGGGUGGAUACGACGAGGGAUUGCUAGUUUGGGGAGGAGAAAAUUUCGAACUAUCUUUCAAGAUAUGGCAGUGCGGCGGAAGCAUCUUAUGGGUGCCGUGCUCGCACGUCGGGCAUGUUUACCGCGGAUUUAUGCCUUACACAUUUGGUAAACUUGCUCAAAAGAAGAAAGGACCAUUGAUAACUAUUAAUUACAAACGAGUUAAUAGAAACGUGGUUCGACGAGAAACACAAGGAAUUCUUUUAUACCAGGGAACCAUUGGCCCGACUGCUCGAUCAUGGUGAUAUAACCGAGCAGCUGGCUUUCAAGGAACGAAAAAAAUGUAAGAGCUUCCAGUGG